GGGCGCGUUGGCGGGAAUCCGCGGGCGGCCGCAGGGCUGUGGGGAGUGCGGGCCGGCCCGGGCCGGACCUAAAGCGAGCGGAGCGGAGCCGAGCGCUCUUUGUUGUCUCGGCUCGCCGCCGAGUCCUGGCCGGCAGCGGUGACACGGCCCCGGGAUGUCCCAGGAGAACCUUCUCGGCAUGGACGAGGGAGCGCUGCGGAAGCUGCUGGAGGCAACGCUGGACCUGACUGAGCGGCGCCGCAUCCGCUCAGCCAUCAGGGAGCUGCAGCGGCAGGAGCUGGAGCGGGACGAGGAGGCGCUGGCAUCCAAACGCUUCCGCCCAGAGCGUGGCAGCCACCGACAGGACGACAAAGAGAACUGGCCGCGGUCCCAGUGCCUGGAGGAGAAGCAGCAGGCAGCCCUGGCUGCCUUGUCCCAGCAGCUUGAAGCCAUCACUGAUGUGGAGGAACUGACAAAACUGCUGCGGGCAGCAGGUGAGUAUGAGGAGCGCAAGCUGAUUCGAGCUGCCAUCCGCAAGCUGCGGGCUGAGGAGAUUGAAGCUGCAACCCUGGCUGGGAACACACAGAGCAGCCGAAGGGACAGCAGAGAGCCUCCUGCAGUGCCUGGGGAUGCAAAAAGCAGCCGGAGGGAUGAUGCUGAAACACCAGCCCUAGCUGACAGUGGGAAGAACAGCCAGAGGGGUGAUACUGAGCUGCCAGCCCUGGAUGUGAGUGGGGAGAGCCAUGACAAGGGCAGUGCUGAGCCCCUGGCUACAUCUAGGAGUGGGGACACCAGCCAGCAGGAUGAUGCAGAGCAGCCGGUGCUGGCUGGGCCAGAAGACAGUGGCCACAGGGGUGCUGCAGAGCAGCCCCCUGCCCAGGAGGCCAAAGGCUCAGUGGCCCACAGGCAAGAUGACAUGGUGGAGCGGGAGAAUGUCCCAGCUGGGAUGCAGGAGCUAUGCAGACAGCAGGCGGGAGACCCCCAGAAACCCAGCACCCAGGCUGUGGUCUUGGGGACCCUUGUGGUCCUGGAGCUGCAGCCGGCCCAGGAGCCUGGUCUGGAGCCUGAAGAUGGUGGCAAGGAGCCGGCGCAGGGCCAGCUGUGCUCCCUGGAUGCAGCCCAGCCCAAGGGGCAGCACCAGGCAGCUUGGAAGGAAGGGAGCCCCGGCAGCCCUGCCACAGCCCAGGAGCCUGGUGGAGGGCAAAGCCACCAGGUGGAGCAGCCCAGUGCUGGCAGCCAGUCCCUGCAGCUCGGUGUUGGGGUGCAUGGUCAGGUGCCAGAGCCAACCAGAAGGUGUGGGGAGGCAUCAGUGGUAGCAGUGACCACCCGGGAUGUAGCAGGGACCCCGGUCUGCCUGAACACUCACCAGCUGGAGCAAGCGCCCUCCUGUCUGCGUUUGGCUGGCCGCACAGAGGUGACCCUGGGGCUGCGCAGCACCCCUAUCCGUAUCACCACUGUCCCCAGCAGCGUCAGCAGCCUCUGCAGCAUCAGCAGCAAUGUCACCAAGGUGACACUGGACCCUUGCACAUCCUUUGAGGGCAUUGAGGAGCCUGGUGACCCCGUGGCUCAUCCGCCUGCUUUUUCCAGCAUGCGCCAGCAAUCGGCCCCACACCUCUCCCAGAGCGACAGUGGCAUGGAGCCAGAGGUGGUGGAGCAGCCCCAGGCACCAAGGCUGGAGCCAGAGCUGCCCAAUGGCAUGGAGAAGGUCCAAGUGAGGGAGCUGGAGAGAAGGCGCAAGCUGAACAUCGAGGAGCUGAACAGGAUCGAGGAUGAGGAUGUUCUGGAUAAGAUGCUGGAUCAGACAACAGACUUUGAGGAGCGGCGACUGAUCCGAAAUGCCAUGCGGGAGCUGCGCCAGCGCAAGCGAGACCAGCGGGAGAAGGAGCGGGACCAGCAGCUGCAGGAGAUGAGGAACCAGGCUACAGCAGGGAGGACUGGCCAUGCCACAGAGACCACCACCACGCAGAGCACACAGUCAGCCGAUGGCUCGGCACGCAGCACCGUCACCAAGACAGAGCGUCUCGUCCAGUCUAAUGAUGGCACCAAGACCUCCCGUACCACAACCAUGGAGUCAAGUUACGUGAAGAGAUCAGAUGGUGGCAACAGCACGUUUGUUCAAACCAAAUCAUCCUACAGCUCCUCUUCCAAGAAGACUGGCAGUAUCUUCGACCGUGAAGACGAGAGUGCCUCCAGGCAGAGCAGCCUGGCCGCACUGGAGCGGCGUCAGGCUGAGAAGAAGAAGGAGCUGAUGAAAGCUCAGAGCCUGCCAAAGACAUCGGCCUCACAGGCACGCAAGGCCAUGAUGGAGAAGCUGCAGAAGGAGGGUGGGAGCUCACCAAACCCUGUGGCAGCACGUACUGCUGUGCAGCGGUCCUCCAGCUUUGGCGUGCCCAAUGCCAACAGCAUCAAGCAGAUGUUGCUGGACUGGUGCAGAGCCAAGACCCGGGGCUAUGAGCAUGUGGACAUCCAGAACUUCUCGUCCAGCUGGAGUGACGGCAUGGCCUUCUGCGCCUUGGUCCACAACUUCUUCCCUGAAGCGUUUGACUACAGCCAGCUGACACCCCAGAACCGCCGCCACAACUUUGAGGUGGCCUUCUCCUCCGCAGAGACGCUGGUGGACUGCGUGCCCCUGGUGGAGGUGGAAGACAUGAUGAUCAUGGGGAAGAAGCCGGACUCCAAGUGUGUCUUCACCUAUGUGCAGUCCCUCUACAACCACCUGCGUCGCCAUGAGUUGCGCAUGCGGCAGAAAGAGUGCUAGAGCCUGCCCUGCCUGCCAUCCUGCUGCCCCCUGCCCUCAGGGUUGCCAGCAGGUGCGGAGCUGCCUGCCCUGGGAGGGUCCUGGGGGGCCACAGUACCAGCGCUGGGGGGGGGUGGAGGGGUGGGCUCUGCCACUGGGGCAACCCCAUGCCUCUGCCUUGCUGAAGCUCCCUCUGCCCUCGCUGGCUGUGGACUGACCCUGUGGGCAGGACAAGGCAGGGCAAGGCUGGCACUGCCAGGGAUGCUCCCCAGCUUGGCUUGCCUCCUGUGCUCCAGUGUGUUAAGUUAUUUGUUCUCCAGGAGUUGUUUGUCCCACGGGCAGCACCCCUGGGUCUCUGGGGAGGCUCAGGCAUGGCUGUGUCCUUGGGCCCAGGGCUGGCAUGGGUCAAGGGCUGAGCCUCAGCCAGUGUCACAGCGCAUCCUACAGGUAGCGCACCUGUGAGUGGUUCUCCUUGGCCCCCUGUAAGGAAGUCCCUCUCCCCACAGCUGGCCCUGCUUGGUGCCACCUCCCUGGGGACAGCUUCAUGGCCAUGUGCUGACACCCUGCUUCCCACUGCACUCAUGCACCCUGGGGGGCUGCAGUACCCAUGUGCUGGAGAGCAGGUGGGGAGGUAAGAGAUCCCAGGGGAGCAAGGAGCCCAAAGAGUGAGCUGGGACAGCAGCCCCUGCUCACCUCCCCAGCUUGGCACCGCGUGCUCAGCGCUGCUCCCUGCUCUGUCACCCUCUUUACACCUGCGUUGACACAUGUACCAAUACCAGCCAGACAAUAAAGGUUUAUUCUGUA
Molecule: messenger RNA, 3520 nt
Organism: Falco peregrinus (peregrine falcon)
Lineage: Eukaryota; Metazoa; Chordata; Aves; Falconiformes; Falconidae
Gene: SMTN
Product: smoothelin
Exons: 20
Coding region: 155-2737 (860 amino acids)
Biological process (GO): actin cytoskeleton organization
Cellular component (GO): microtubule organizing center; filamentous actin
Molecular function (GO): protein binding
Source: RefSeq, a predicted model, not a curated record